Molecule: messenger RNA, 2169 nt
Organism: Baudoinia panamericana UAMH 10762
Lineage: Eukaryota; Fungi; Ascomycota; Dothideomycetes; Mycosphaerellales; Teratosphaeriaceae
Exons: 1
Coding region: 190-2019 (609 amino acids)
Biological process (GO): mRNA splicing, via spliceosome
Cellular component (GO): U4/U6 x U5 tri-snRNP complex
Source: RefSeq, a predicted model, not a curated record
CUCCCCCAAGCUAUCUUCCAUCCGUGUCCGAAAACACGAUCACCAACGAGCCGUGAGCGACUGCAAAGCGACUAUGUUAGUGUCGACCUCACGCCACCAAAUAACCGACCAUAAAUGGCUGGAAAAAGGUCAGACUGAGCUUCUUCGCAGAGCGAGCAGGCGUGCACGCAGUGAUUAGAGGACUCGACGAUGGCGAGUACGGCAGGCAAGCGACCAUUGCCGCCAGACGACGAUGAGCAUGAUGCUCACAAGCGUAUCCGCUCGAACAAUGGCUCACCAGCACCGGCGCCGGCGGCCGUAAAUGGCGUGUCAGACAUGGAGCGUAGGAAACAAGAAGCUGCCGCGCGCAUGGCCGCUGUGAAGGCGAAACUGGCCGCGUCGAGACCUAAUGGAGCUGCCUCACCUGCUCAGACGAGGCCGGCGGCGGCGCCUGCGGACGAUAUAGAAGCUAAGAAAGCCGCAGCAGCGAAGAAGAUCGCGGAGAUGAAGGCGCGGAUGGCUGCUCAGCGACAAGGUGCCACAGCUUCGCCUGCGCCAGUCUCUACUCCGGCCCCACCGCCCCCUUCUGCACCGAGCGAAAAGGACCAACGUAUUGCGGCAGCACGUGCGCGAGCACAGCAGAUGGCGGCAAGGUUGGGUACGCCCACGGCCGCUCCGUCUCCGCCGCCGAGACAGGAUAUUGGAAAGCAAGCCAGAGGAGGUCUAGGUAUUGGGCUGCACCCGAGUUUGAUUGGCGAUAUGGGUUCGACUGCAACAAAGGGUAAAGGCGUGCAGCAAGGCAGAGCCAACCAGCAGCGGGAGCACCUCCCAAAGAUCAAUCCGUACCUCGCUGAGGGUGAGGACGAGACCAAGGUGGAGCAAGAGGAAGGUUUUGAUCCUACUUUAGGUGCUAGGCGUGGAGAGAGGAAGAGCCGGCAGCUCGGUUUUCACCAGAAGGGCAAGUUCAUCGCUCAAGCCAACGCUCUACGCCAGCAAGCAAGGUUGGAGGAGAUGAAGCGACGAAUCGCAGCUGAGACACGGAAGACGGAGAUUGAAGAAGCUUCCGACAAGGCCUUCCUCGUGCCGGUGCCGCCGGAAGUGGAGUGGUGGGAUGAGGGCCUUGUCGACAAGAUCGAUACGCCAGACAGCAUCAUUACAGCGCUCGUGCAGCACCCCGUCAUUCUACAGGCACCGCAAGACAAGUUACAGCCGGCACCGAAACCACUCAUGCUCACACCUCAAGAGCAAAAGAAGCUCCGUCGCCAGAGGCGAAAGGCAGACAUGCAAGAAGAACAAGCCAAGAUUCGCCUGGGCCUUGUGGAGCCGCCACCGCCAAAGGUUAAGAAGAGCAAUAUGAUGCGCGUGUUUGGCGAACAAGCCGUCAAAGACCCGACAGCCGUAGAAGCGCGCGUGAACCGAGAAAUUGCCCAGCGUGCCUUCGACCAUGCCAAAGCCAACGCAGACCGCCAACUCACGAAAGAAGAGCGCGCGGAGAAGCUCAAGCAACAGCAAGCAGGCGACGAAGCUAAGGGUGUCAGAAUAGCUGUCUUCCGCGUUGACAAUCUCAGCUCCGGCAAGCACCGGUACCAGAUCGAUGUCAACGCCAAGCAGAACGCGCUCACUGGCAUUGUGAUAUUGCAUCCGCAGAUGAAUCUCAUCAUCGUCGAGGGCGGCGUGCAUAGCAUCAAUGCCUACAAGAAGCUUAUGCUGAACCGUAUCAAAUGGAGCGAGAACACGAUGCCCCUCACAAACUCCAACGCUCCCAGCACUUUCACGGGCACAAAUGAUGGCACGAAGGUCGGCAGUGGCGGGGAGCAGAACAAGGCCAGUCAAUGGCUGAAUCCGAUGGAUGAGCGUGGCAACUUGAAGGACCUGGGCGAGAACCGUUGUGCGCUGGUAUGGGAGGGCGAGGAGCCGUUAAGGACGUUUAAGAAGUGGGGUAGUAGGGCGUGUGAGACAGAUGGCGAGGCGAGGGAUGUGUUGACGAGAAGUAAGAUGGAGAAUAUGUGGACGCUGGCCAGGAGUAUGAAGCUGGAAUGAUGAUCGGCUGUAUAUGCUGUAGUAGUAAGUACAUGAACAUUGACGUGUACGAAGUGGGGAGAUGCGUGCCGUUGGUUGAAGCCGUACAACCCUUUGCAAUGCUGCACAAGACCCGUCAUGACAAAGGCCGUCCUGGCUGACUUCUGCACA